CCUCGGCUCGCUCGGGGGACGCGGCGGGAGGCAAGGGGCGCGCGGCCCCCGGGGCGCCCGACGGCAGCGCCGGGGGUAGUGGGGAGUUAACAAAGCUCAUCGGGCUUCCUGGGGCGCGGAGGCCGGAGUCGGGGGUGCGGAUGCGCGGGUCACGGGUGGGGUCGGAGCCCCGGGGCGUGGGGGCGCGGGGCGGGUGUCUCACGGCGUAUCUUGUCUCGCUGAUGCCGGGCGGUGGGCAGGGGCAGGGCGCUGCACUUGACCGGAGCCGUCGGGACCCCGGAGACCUGGGCGCCAGUCCCCGCCCCCCCGCCGCCUGUCUGUGCUGCGCGGGGAUGCCCCGGGCUCGACCCGGUUGGUCGGCGCCCAGCGGCUGGGGGAUCCCGGCUGGGCUCCCCACCCGCCCCUCUCUCUUCUGGUCCCGGGCGGGCGAGGGAGGUGCAGCCUUAGGGGUGCUGAGGUAACACCCGAGAACUUCCCGGGGAGAGGGUGCACGGGGGAUUUCCAGUCUUCUCAGCGGCCCACUCAGCGGGGUGGUGUGGGGAGGGCCCUGGGGGUGUUCCGAGACCGCGGUGGGGUGCUCCUUUUCCUCCACUUCCCACGACCCCCUGGCACGCCCCGAGGCGUCCCGGGUCCCUUCCUCCCCACCGCCCCGCCGCCUCCUCGGGUUUGAGAUGGGUGGGUGGCUUUGCGUGGGCCGAGGAUUUCAGGGUUUGGGGGCUCCCCCAUUCUAGGUCUCGCCUCCUCCCCUCUUCCUUGGCCAGCGUUGGCUGAGGUGUUCCUGUGGUGGGCGAAAUCAGUACGUUGGCUAGUGGCCUUGGUCCUUAACCCUUUGGGUCUGUUUUAAGGUAAAUUCCUCGCAGUUUGGGAGGCAAAAAUUUCUAUUUAUUGGGAUUCCUUUUGGAAUUUCUCUCAAGAAGGAAGUGGAAGAAGAAUCUUUUCUUUUUUUCCCUCUUCCUCCAUUUGCAUUCUUUGUGAGGUCUGUCUGCCUUGUGCUUUUUGUCCCGGAUUAGUCUUGUUCAAGGAUGGAGAUUCCCAGGAGUGGAGUCUGUAGCUUUUGGCUUCCAUUAAGCAAAUUCUCUAACCCUUUAAAGGGAAAGUUAAUUUUUGCUUACAGUCAUUCCAGAAAAAUAGCCUACGCUGACUAGAUGGAUUAUGCACUUAAGAUUGUAACUUACAUAUGAUUAAUUAAAAGAAGAAUGAACAGUAAUCCUGAAGAUAACUGGGCAGUUUUUCUUUAGGUUUCAUUUUUAAUUGUAGAAGUUCAAGUGGAGUCAGAGACUCUUCUUAACUGGUGUGAGGAUUUAUACAAGCCUUCAUUUUGUCCACACAGACCAACAGAUCAUCAUUUUUAGAGAAGAUACUUUUUUUCCUCCUUUUUUGGUGUCCUUGGUGCCAAAUACUAAAUUUGGGUGCAUAAUUUUGACUCAAGUAAUUGCAUAAACUUUUUGCGUGUUGUGCUUAAAACCAAACCAAACUAUUGCGUUGAACUUGGACAUCUUGAAUUGAGAGAACUGGUAACUUUAUUUUAAUACGUAUAUCUGAAGAACUUAGGAAAACAAAGGCUUCCUUGGAAGUGUGCCUCUUAAAAUUAUUUUCUGUGUUAUUAGACAAUAAGAAAUUUUAUAGCACUUGAAGUGAAAUUAUACUUGGAGUAUAAGCAGAACCAAAACAAAGUUGCAAAAUCUAUUGAGUAGUUUAGGGAGAUCUCUUUGGAAAUUUAAAUUUUCUGUUUGAAUAAGUUACCAUAAGUAUUGGUAUACAUUGUGUUUCUCUCUUCAAAUAAGCAACUAGUUAACAAUGCAAAUCUCAGACUUACUUAUUUAACACAAUAGUUUUUAGCAAUGGAAAACCUACAGACAAAUUUUUCCUUGGUUCAGGGCUCAAAUAAAAAACUGAACGGGAUGGGAGAUGAUGGCAGCCCUCCAGUGAAAAAAAUGAUGACAGACAUUCAUGCAAAUGGAAAAAUGAUGGUAAACAAGAUGCCAACUGUAAAGAAGGAACACUUGGACGACUAUGAAGCGCCAAUGGAAACUGAUGAAGAGCAUGUCAAGAGAACCUGUGCCUCUGUGCCUGAACCUUUACAUUUAAAUCCCAGUUUGAAACACACUUUGGCACAAUUCCAUUUAAGUAGCCAGAGCUCUCUGGGUGGACCAGCAGCAUUUUCCGCUCGGUAUUCCCAAGAAAGCAUGUCACCUACUGUGUUUCUGCCUCUUCCAUCUCCUCAAGUUCUUCCUGGUCCACUGCUCAUCCCUUCUGAUAGCUCGACAGAACUCACCCAGACUGUGUUGGAAGGGGAGUCUAUUUCUUGUUUUCAGGUUGGAGGAGAAAAGAGACUCUGUUUGCCCCAAGUCCUAAAUUCUGUUCUCAGAGAAUUUUCACUCCAACAGAUAAAUACAGUAUGUGAUGAAUUGUACAUCUAUUGUUCAAGGUGUACAUCAGACCAGCUUCAUAUCUUAAAGGUCCUGGGAAUACUUCCAUUCAAUGCCCCGUCCUGUGGGCUGAUCACAUUAACUGAUGCACAAAGACUGUGUAAUGCUUUAUUGCGGCCACGCACUUUUCCUCAAAAUGGUAGUAUACUUCCUGCUAAGAACUCAUUGGCCCAGUUGAAGGAAACUGGCAGUGCCUUUGAAGUGGAACAUGAAUGCUUAGGCAAAUGUCAGGGUUUAUUUGCACCCCAAUUUUAUGUUCAGCCAGAUGCCCCGUGUAUUCAGUGUCUGGAGUGCUGUGGAAUGUUUGCGCCUCAGACAUUUGUGAUGCAUUCUCACAGAUCACCCGACAAAAGGACUUGCCACUGGGGCUUUGAAUCAGCCAAAUGGCAUUGCUAUCUUCACGUGAACCAAAAAUACUUAGGGACACCUGAAGAAAAGAAACUGAAGGUAAUUUUAGAAGAAAUGAAGGAGAAAUUUAGCAUGAGAAAUGGGAAGAGGAGUCAAUCCAAGAUGGAUACACCACCAGGAAUGGAAUUACAGUCAUGGUAUCCAGUUAUAAAGCAGGAAGGUGACCAUGUUUCUCAGACACAUUCAUUUCUACACCCCAGCUACUACUUAUACAUGUGUGAUAAAGUGGUUGCCCCAAAUGUGUCGCUUACUUCGGCUGUAUCCCAGCCUAAAGAGGUCACAAAGACAGAGGCAAGUAGAUCUAUACCAAGACACUCAGAGAAGCCUCACAGUAGUGGGAAACAUCAAAAAAUAGUGUCUUAUCCAGAUGUUUCACUGGAGGAACAGGAGAAAAUGGAUCUAAAAACAAGUCGAGAAUUAUAUAGCCGCUUAGAUCCAUCAGUCUCGAAUAAUUCUACAAGCAAAAAGAAACCUGAGCCUACCACUUGCAACUUAGCCAGAGACACAGGCAAGGCAGGAAUUGACCGUGAUGCUGCAGCUUCGUCUCCACUUCUUGUCAAAGAUGUUAUUUGUGAGGAUGAUAAGGGAAAAAUCAUGGAAGAAGUAAUGAGAACUUAUGUAAAACAACAGGAAAAACUGAACUCAAUUUUGCAGAAGAAGCAACAACUUCAGAUGGAAGUUGAAAUGUUGAGUAGUUCAAAAGCUAUGAAGGAACUCACUGAAGAACAGCAGAAUUUACAGAAAGAGCUUGAGUCUUUGCAGAAUGAACAUGCUCAAAGAAUGGAAGAAUUUUAUGUUGAACAGAAAGACUUAGAGAAAAAAUUAGAGCAGCUGGCAGAACUGAGACAGAGAUUGGACCAUGCCGAGGCUGAUAGGCAAGAACUCCAGGAUGAACUCAGACAGGAACGAGAGGCAAGACAGAAGUUAGAGAUGAUGAUAAAAGAGCUAAAGCUGCAAAUUUUGAAAUCAUCGAAGACUGCUAAAGAAUAGAAACCUUUAAAUAGAUUCAUCUGUGUGUUCCCAACAGGGUUUAUUUUUGUUUGUUUGUUUAUUUGCUUUGGUAAUUGAAUUCUGAACAAUUUAUCUGCAUGAAAAUAACUAGGCAUUGUAUCCAUUUGUAGAUCAGAGAAAGUGAAGAGAUUAUAUAUUAGUAUAUAAAUUUUUACAUUUUCCAAAUGAAUGAAAAUGUAUGUUUCUUUGUACUUUUUUUUCAACCAGCUUAGUAACAAUACUUUACGGUUUCAACUAUUACAUAAUCUGCCUAUAUUUCUAAUGCAAUUUAGCAGUUGCAUACUUUUUAAAAGCUGCAUUGUGUGAUGGAAAAUAGUUUUGAUCAAUUUUGUUAUCCAUAUUUUAGAUUCAAUUUUAGAUACAAUGGUGGCUUCAUAUUUCAUAUAUAGAGCUACUCAAGGUGUUGAAUCUCCAUUUUUUUUCAUGAACACAAUCUCCUUUCUAAGUUAAUAUAGUAUACUCAUUAUUAUAAUCAAAAUUUGCUUUUAUUUUGUUCAUAUUGUUGAAUUUCCACCAGUUCUCCUCUAUUUAAUAUCUCCUAAGAGACAUUUUGUCAAUAGAGGAAUUUCAUUGUUGAGGUUAUAGCACACCCCAUGGGGAAGGAUAACAUGCUUUCUUAUACACUGCUGCUAAACACAAGAAGCGGUUAUAAUUAGAUUUUCUGUUUAAAUGUGGUUAUAUUUAGAAAAAAAAUUUUAUGCAGCGACUUUAGAAGAGGGAAUAAAAUGUAAUAAUUUUUGAACUUUUGUUUAUGUUGUUAAUAGUGGUGUGAAAAUAUUAAUGUACUUGAGAAAAAUUGAUGUACAUCAGUUCCCAUACAAUCCAUAAUCCUCCUGUACAGUUUUUAUAUGUAGUUGUGGGUCUUCCUGAAACUUAUAUAAUGGAUUUGUCUUCCUUUAAAUUGUAAAAUAUUAAACACUUUGAAGGUUAUUUUGGACUUUUGUAUGUUUAAAUGUUAAGUCUUACCAAAAUGUGCACGAAUGGACCAUUUUCAGUUACUAUUUAAUAUCAAAAUCAGGAAUUUACAGUCAACUGGUAGUGUGUGAUAGGUUAAUAUAGGGAAGUUUAGUUAUCUGCUACUAAAAGGCUUUUAGAUAAUUUUUAGAAGACAGGAAUUCCAUAGUUUGGGGGAGGGGCAACUUCUUCUGCACUUUUCUUUUUUUUUUGCACAGAAAAUCCUGUCAUUCUUUAAUGGCAAAUUUCAUAUUAGUUAAUUCUUGGCUUAAAAGAUACUAGGUAAAAUUCUUAGUAUGCAUUUUUUAAAGAAAGUUUCCUGAAGCUACCAUUAAUUGACAUUAUUAUCCCAUGAGUUUUAUGUUUAUGUUCUCGUGUAAGGUACUGUAUGAAAUUAACUUGAGAGCUAAGUUUAUUUUUUAAAUAUAUCAGCUAAGGUUAAGGUUAUUUACUAUUCCCAUCUUAGAUGAUAGAUCCUUGGUAUAGAACUUCAAAAAAAUAAGUAGGUUAUCAUUUAACCAGUUAUUUUCAUAUUUUGCUUAAUGGUACUUAUAUAUCCUAAAAGAAUUUUUGUACUUCCCAAAUACUAGAGUAUGGUCUAAAUGUGUAUUUUCUAUUUUCCAUUUAACUUCGACUAUAUUAGACCUGCAAUUAAUUUGUUGAUUCUUGUUCCUCCUUAAGGAGGAACACAUGUUAAAAUGACAUAUAGGAACAAAUAUUAAAAAUGACAUACCCUCCUAAUACCUUUUCUUUAUCUGGAGAAAGAAAAAUCACAAAUACAUUUUAUGAUACCGUUUCAUUUUAGUUGUGUGUUAGUUGUGUCACAGCUAAGCUUUUUGGGACAUAUAAUUCAGGCCCCUAUAAUUUCAUUUAUUUUUCUAAUUCACUCAAUCUACUUAUGUUACUCAGUUAAAUGGUAAGCUUACUUACAUUUCAACUCAAAACUUCUAAAACAAAUUGCUUAAUCUUUGAAAUAUGUUAUUUAAAAAUUCUAAGCAAUGCUUAAUCACCUUUAAAUUAUCAUAAACUCUUAAUGUAGCGUUGAGUAAAGAACUAUUUUUUCUAGUUCUUCACAUAAGGGAAACUUGCCACAUGAAAUUGUAGUCUUCAUUUUCCAGAAGAUACACUGAUGUGCCAUCAGUUUCUGUCUAACUUCUUUGAAAACGUUUUUUUUAGUCAAUUGUAAAUAGUAUGCCUAUUAUAGUUAAAAGUAAUUUCAAGUUAAACUGUACAACGUAGCUUGAAAAUAUAGAGACUUUGUAAUACUCUACAAGUGGCCUCUGCUAAAAUAUCCAUAUAAUUAUUCUAUUUUUGCAUGCUCAUUUUGUGUGUUGGUUGCUAGCUUAAAGUUUGUUUCAGUGUUAGUUUUUGUGUGCCAAUUCAUCAGGCAAGCGGAUUUUCCCUCAGACGUCAUAAUAUUUUUCUUUCUAGGAAAAAUAUAAAAAUAUUUACUUUAAAAAGCUGCAUUAAAGGAACAGCCUAUCAAAAGUGCUAGAGCAUCUUUAAAAGGAAGAAAAGAUAGAAUGUUAGUUUACUGGGUGAUGAGUAAUGUUUAAUUUGGGUGAUGAUAGUUUCUAUACUCUAAACUUUGUGAGAAAAAGGUACCAAAUCUAUAGUAAAUGUAAAACCUGCUGUCAUUGAGGAAGCUCUAAACAACCCUUAUUUCACAAAUGCAACUUUUAACACUAGGAAAGGCUUUGACCAACAAUGUAAGUUUGGCUUGUGCUUUAGUUUUGUAAAGCAUAUUCUUUUGCUUGAAUUUCUGUGUCCAGGAGAGUCAGGAUGUUUUAUGGUUCUUGAACUAAUUUUAUAACAUAUUUAAUAUAUUACCAGUUGAGCUAUAAAAUCAUUUGUACAUAUUGAAUUGAAAACCAGUUACUAAAGUAGGUGUAAUAGACUGAGUACAAUGAUACUUGCAGGUUAUCCAUAUAUUUUAGAAGACAUGACAGAACAACCAUUUUAUUUGCACAUCUAUGGCUUCUGUUUGAAGGAAAGUAAAAUGAUAAAGAAACUUGAGUAAUAUGAAACAUGCUCAAGGUUAUUUCCCUAAAUGUAAUACGAAAGCUGGUGCUGAAGGUUUUUGAUCAGUUUCUAAAAUUUUCUUCUCAAUGACUUAUUUUUGAUUGCUUAGGGAAGAAUCCUCAUUUUUAUUUGCUCUUACACAUUUAAUCUGCACGACAGGAUAUUAAAAAUUAAUGGAAUGAAAAGUUGUGCUCAUACUGUACAUCUGUUUCUGUGCUUGAAACUACUUGUUAGUUUUUAUUGAGCUGCCAGCAAUAAGGGACACAUUACUGCUGUAUUAUACAUUGUGGGGUUGAAUAACUUAAACAGCUUAAAAUUUUUUUCUAGUGUAAGACACUUAAGAAUUUCCAUUAUUGGAAGAAAUUUGUAUGGGUAUUCAAUAUUGCGUCUUGUUUAAAAGGACAGUCUUUUUUUUAUUUUGUAAAAUCUUUCCAUUUUAAUUGGCUUCUAAACUAUAAUACAUAAUGCAAUUUUGAGCCUGUUUUUUAGUGAUAGAAUUAAAUGUCUUAUAUAGUGCUACUGUGUUUGAAUUAAAGUGAACAAAUGUAAAAACCGAAAUUUUAAAAAUUAAGCCCAGAAAACAAAAUAGUGUAUUAAGUUAGUUGAAUGUAAGAGAAAUUCGUAAGAUUUUUUUUUCUUCAAUAUAAAUACCUCACUUGAAAAUAAAGCACAGCAUACUUAAAGUAGUUCUAGUAAAAAAAAAAAAAAAUCCUACUAAAAGAAUUGCUAAAUCUUGAAUAACUCUUGGGGAAUUAUAGUUUGGGAGAAAUAAAAUAUACUUGCUUUUAACCACCCUGUUAGAAGUAUUUAUUUGUCCUGAUAAUUUUAAGCCAACACAGUAGUCUUAAAGUAUUUCUGAAGUUCUAAUCUGUGAAGGCAGUAAAUGAAAGAUCUGUUGUGCAACUGUUGAAACAAAUUGUUGACUACAUUGACCAUAAUUCAAUUUAAAAUCUUGCCAAUGAUGUACAGUUUUAUGGUUAAAAUUGCUGUGGUUGGUUGUAUUACAUGACACACAAAACUGUCCUCUACCUCACGUGAAAUAAAUAUUUUAUAUGGUUUUACUAUAAAACAAGACUCAUCUAUCUGGUCACUUAGUUUACAAAUUUUGAAUUAUAUUUAUUGAAACAUGACAUACUGUGCUCUUAGCUUAUACCUCAACUGUAUUUUGUGCUGUUCUCCAUUUUCAUGCCUUGUAAAUAACUUGUAUAGAUUGUGGAUUAAAUUCCAAAUAAAAACUUUUAAUGCCAA
Messenger RNA from Aethalodelphis obliquidens (Pacific white-sided dolphin), 8072 nucleotides. It is a transcript of the gene SKIL, whose product is annotated as SKI like proto-oncogene. Gene Ontology annotation, molecular function: RNA polymerase II cis-regulatory region sequence-specific DNA binding; SMAD binding; DNA-binding transcription factor activity, RNA polymerase II-specific. The record is from RefSeq and is a predicted model, not a curated record. The coding region runs from base 1842 to 3827 and encodes 661 amino acids. Gene Ontology annotation, cellular component: transcription regulator complex; cytoplasm; nucleus. The transcript has 7 exons. Lineage: Eukaryota; Metazoa; Chordata; Mammalia; Artiodactyla; Delphinidae. Gene Ontology annotation, biological process: negative regulation of BMP signaling pathway; negative regulation of transcription by RNA polymerase II; negative regulation of transforming growth factor beta receptor signaling pathway.